AUGUCGGAUGCACAGGAAAAGUUUCCGCCAAUCCCUCCCAAUCCUUCUGUGGAGACUGCCGAGACGGACCGAGCUGAAGAUAACCAAAAUGUCGAUACCAACACAGAACCCCCUCACUCAGACGAGGCUAGUCUCAAGCCUAGUGUCUCAAAUGCCCAAAGAUGGCGAACAGCAAGCCGGCGGGUUCGGAAUCGCGCUGGCACAAUAGCGGAGAAGCUUGGACGGCCCCACGAAAGAGAGGCUGAUGGCUUGGAUUCGCCAAUGUUACCAGAGUACUAUGGUGCAACAGAUGAUAUCCGAGGAUUCGAGGCUCGUCAGGCGAAUGAUGAAGAAGCUCGGCUCCCAGGAACAGAUUAUCAUUCACAAGCUCGACAGUUGGUGGAACGGAUGGGCUUAGAGUCCGACCUACGUCCUCCACGUAUUGAAGAACCGCGCUCCGGUUCGACAACUCCAGGAACUCCAGAUGGGACGGCAACACCAGGUGGUCCACCCGGAGGAGUCCUGUCACAAUUGCUCCGUGUAUACGCCAACAAUCUCCACACUGCAAGCCGGAUGAGUGUUGUCUCGACAGAAACAGACUUGGACACAGAAAGCUUCCCACCAUCCGGCACAGUGACACCGAGUGGAAAGAAAGACAAGUUGAAAUGGUACAACAACAGUCACCCCAACAAACCAACUCACAGCUAUACUUCCUCCCUCGUGCAUGCAUCCAUGGAUUUGGGUCGGGUCGGGGUGCCUGGAGCCACGGGUCCUCCACCCGUGAACCCUAAAGAGCGAAAGAAGCAAAAGCGCAAGCACAAGAAAAAUAUCAAGCUCACCGUGCACAUUGCCAAUAUUCUCGCUCGCCAACAGUACCUCAUGCAGAUGUGUCGCGCUCUAAUGAAAUACGGCGCCCCAACCCAUCGCCUUGAAGAGUACAUGAUGAUGACCUCCAACGUACUGGACCUAAAAGCCCAGUUCAUGUAUAUCCCAGGGUGCAUGUUGAUGUCCUUCGACGACCCGCUAACCCGCACCGCCGAGGUCAAAAUCAUCCGCGUAAUCCAGGGUCUGGACCUCUCCCGUCUCGCAGAGACACACAACAUAUACAAAAACGUCGUGCACGAUCUCAUCAGCGUCGAACAAGCAACUCUCGACCUAGACGAGAUCAUGCAGCGCAAACCACGCUACAACCGCUGGAUGCUCAUCUUCCUGACUGGCUGCGCCAGCGUCGCGGUCGGCCCAUACGCCUUCAGCGCCCGCCCCGUCGACCUCCCUAUAAUCUUUAUUCUCGGCUGUCUAGUCGGCUUCAUGCAGCACGUCAUCGCACCAAACUCAGCCACCUACUCAAAUGUGCUAGAAGUCACCGCUGCGGUCAUGACCUCCUUCCUCGCGCGUGCGUUCGGCAGCAUCCAGCACAACGGCGAGCGCGUCUUCUGCUUCUCAGCCAUGGCGCAGUCCUCCAUCGCAAUGAUCCUACCGGGUUUCGCCGUGUUAAGCAGUAGUCUCGAGCUGCAAUCACACCAGAUGAACGCGGGCUCAAUCCGGCUUGUCUUCACGAUUAUCUACUCGCUUUUCCUCGGGUACGGCGUUACAGUCGGCACGACAGUCUACGGGCUGAUGGACCACAAUGCCACGAAGGAAUCGACGUGUUCGAAUCUACCGGAUGUCUGGGGGAACGAAUAUAUCCAGCACUUUCCGUUUGUUGCGCUGUUUUGUCUCUUCGCUGCGUUGAUUAAUCAGUCGAAGCCGAAACAGUUGCCGGUUACUAUCAUCAUGGGUGUUUGUGGCUAUGUCACGAAUUACUUUAGCACGAAGAAACUCGGCUCGAACCAGGUUGCUAAUACUGUUGGCGCGUUCACGAUUGGCCUUCUGGCUAAUUUGUAUAGUCGGUUAUGGCAUGGCCAUGCGGCUGCUGCUAUUAUUCCCGGUAUCUUUACCCUCGUCCCGUCGGGUCUUGCGAGUAGCGGAUCGAUUAUUUCGGGCUUGGAGUAUGCUGAGGCUGUUGCGUCUGGUAACGUUACCAAUGCUAGUGCAACGUCUAAUAGCUCGCUUACCUCGCUGGGAUAUGGUAUGAUCCAGACUGCCAUUGGUAUCUCAGUUGGGCUGUUUAUCUCCGCUUUGAUUGUUUACCCGCAUGGGAAGAAAAGGAGUGGGAUUUUCAGUUUGUAG
Penicillium vulpinum is the source of this 2148-nucleotide messenger RNA. Its product is annotated as threonine/serine exporter family protein. Lineage: Eukaryota; Fungi; Ascomycota; Eurotiomycetes; Eurotiales; Aspergillaceae. The record is from RefSeq and is a predicted model, not a curated record. The transcript has a single exon. Gene Ontology annotation, biological process: transmembrane transport. Gene Ontology annotation, molecular function: transmembrane transporter activity. Bases 1 to 2148 code for a protein of 715 amino acids.